Molecule: messenger RNA, 3143 nt
Organism: Abrus precatorius (Indian licorice)
Lineage: Eukaryota; Viridiplantae; Streptophyta; Magnoliopsida; Fabales; Fabaceae
Product: serine/threonine-protein kinase Nek3
Exons: 16
Coding region: 1049-2878 (609 amino acids)
Biological process (GO): protein phosphorylation
Molecular function (GO): ATP binding; protein kinase activity
Source: RefSeq, a predicted model, not a curated record
CCGAGGGUUCCAACCUCUGAAACAAGUUCCCCAUCUCUUGCCACUAAAUGAAAUUGCGGCGGAGAGCGAGGCCGACAUCUACAAUAGAAUACGCCAUCUAUAACAUAUCGGCGACUAUGAGAGGCAGGAGUUCUAUAGUACAUGAGAUAUAACGGUUGAAAUUGAAUUUCCUGAUCAACGGCUAAAUUUUCUACUGCUUCAUUUUCACUUUUUCAAUUAUGCUUCUCUGCUCAGCACUCAUUUGAUUUUCGAGUUUUUGUAUCAAUUAACCAAAACGCUUACCCUAGCAAUGGCGAUGGAUGCGUCCGCACCGAACAAUCUCGACGACUACUCACCUUCUUCCACCGUAAUCAAAUUCGACCCCCCCAUUUCCUUACUCCGAGGACCGUUACCGGCGGGUCCUUCCGACGACCCAUCGGCGGGUCCCUACGUUCUGGCCUUCAGAGAUUCGCGAGCUUGGGCUUCUUCAUUCAUAGCCUGCGAGCGUAAAAUCGUUGCGCAGUGUGAGGAUGGUGCGAGGAUUGGUUGCGCUGUUAGCGCUUCCAGAGAGUGUAAGCCUCCUUGGUGGAAGGCUUUGGUGGGUCCCAAACUCUCCGAUCUGAAGGAGAGAGAACUUUGUGAAGCGCGUGAGAUGGCGGAAUGUUUCGCCGCGGCGAAGGAGAAGUGUGUUGGCUUCGCCAGGGAUAAGUGUUUGCUUCCCUUUAGGGAUGCGCGGAUUAAGGUUGGGAAAGGGGUUUUGAAUUUGAAUUCCAAGGAUGCUGUGAGAUUGAUUGGUUGGGCAUCGAUGCCUGAUAGUGAGAGGAGCUCGUGGUUGAUGAGUCAAAUGGGUUCUAUGUGUCUGAAUGGUUGGAAUUUCCAAGGGACCAAUUGCCGGGCCAGUGAAUUGCUGGGUUCUGAUGAGUGUGUGCAAUGCAUUUUAGGGGAACGGCAACAAUGCAGAAAAAAUUAAACAUAAUUUUGUCACCUAUUACCGGAGAAGUUAUCAGAAUUGUCAUCUCAUUGAGCUUGCUGAAUCAAGUAUCCAGGAGGUGAGGUGGUUAUAGUUCAAAUGGAGCAGUAUGAAAUUCUGGAACAGAUUGGCAAAGGUGCUUUUGGUUCUGCUUUGCUUGUGAGGCACAAGCAUGAAAAGAAAAAAUAUGUCCUUAAGAAGAUCCGCCUUGCUCGCCAAUCUGACAGAUCCCGCAGGUCUGCCCACCAGGAGAUGGAGCUUAUAUCUAGAGUUCGAAAUCCAUUUAUUGUGGAGUAUAAAGAUUCCUGGGUAGAAAAGGGUUGUUUUGUAUGUAUCAUCAUUGGAUAUUGUGAAGGAGGAGAUAUGGCUGAAACUAUUAAAAAGGCUAAUUGUGUUAACUUUCCUGAAGAGAAACUUUGUAAGUGGCUUGUUCAAUUGCUGAUGGCACUUGAUUACUUGCAUGUAUAUCAUAUUCUUCAUCGUGAUGUCAAGUGUUCAAAUAUAUUCUUGACUAAAGAUCAAGAUAUACGGCUAGGUGACUUUGGUCUUGCUAAGAUGUUGACAUCUGAUGAUCUUGCUUCCUCAGUUGUUGGGACUCCGAGUUAUAUGUGCCCAGAGCUUCUUGCUGACAUACCCUAUGGCUCUAAGUCAGAUAUCUGGUCUUUGGGAUGCUGUAUUUAUGAAAUGGCUGCUCACAAGCCAGCUUUUAAAGCUUUUGAUAUGCAAGCAUUGAUUAACAAAAUAAACAAGUCUAUAGUAGCUCCACUGCCAACUAUGUAUUCUGCUGCUUUUCGAGGGCUUGUCAAAAGUAUGCUGCGGAAAAAUCCAGAGCUUAGACCAACUGCUGCAGAUUUACUAAAUCAUCCGCAUCUUCAGCCUUACAUUCAUAAAAUUCAUCUAAAAUUAAACAUCCCUAGAAGAACUACUUUUCCAUUCCAAUGGCCUGAGUCAAAUUAUGUAAGGAGAACUCGGUUUGUAGAGCCAGAAUCUGUUUCUACUCUUUCUGACCAAGAUAAAUGCUUGUCAUUUAGCAAUGACGGGGCCUUCAAUCCUAGUAUUUCUGAAACUGAACAAGGUUCUUUAUGUUCUACUCAAAGAGCACAUGGAUUAUCCACUGGUUCUGAAGAGAAGCUCUAUGAACUGUCUGUUGGACGUGUCCAUGACAAAUGUGACAGUGACAAAUCAGAAGUCACUAAGUUCUCAAGUGUUAAGAGAACACCAAGAUUGAGAGCAGUUAAAGAUUCCAGUACUGCCAAAAGGCAAACAAUGGCACCAUCCAAGAUACUGCAUACUGAUCCAAAGCGUGAUUUGCUUCCAGUUUCUCAUGCACAAUCUGGAAAGUUUUCCACACCAACUCGUAGAGCAUCCCUUCCACUGCCUCCAAGAGCCACAACCACAGAAAACUUGUACACCAAUGUUGGUCUCCUUGGUAGUGUGAACUCUCCUGAUGUUUCUGUUAAUGCACCACAAAUUGACAAGAUUGUAGAAUUCCCAAUGGCCUCCUGUGAGGAUCACUUUUUCUCUAUUUGUGGACCAUCUUCAACAUCAGCGCGCUGCUCUUCAAGCUCAGCAGGGAGUGCUGAUUGCUCAAUCACAAAGGACAAGUGUACAAUCCAGGUGGAGAAAGUUACUGUCCCUACCACUGCUAGUGAUGCUUGCCAUGGUCCAAAGGGCAGUGAAUGCUCUUCUGAACAUGUGAUAGCUGAUGUUUCAAGCCCUUCUGAAUUGCAUCAGCAACGGUUUGACACCUCAUCAUACCAGCAACGUGCCGAGGCAUUGGAGGGGUUGCUGGAAUUCAGUGCCAGGCUCCUACAACAACAGAGGUUUGAAGAGCUUGGGGUGUUGCUGAAGCCAUUCGGGCCUGAGAAGGUUUCUCCAAGGGAAACAGCUAUUUGGUUGACCAAGAGCUUCAAAGAAACUGCGGUCUAAGUUUUUUUUUUUUUCCAUACACUAAUGUGAUAAUUGCCUUUGGAUAAUGUACAUAAUGUUGUAUAUUUGGCAAUAGAAUAAUGAAGAGUGGCUUUUUAUCAUUGGCAUUGGCAUUUUCCAGAGAUGUGCACCGUAGCUGGGAACGAGCAUGCAUCAUAUAGAAUAAUGCUACAAUACAGACAUCUCUUGCUUAUCAACUCACAUUUGUAAAGUUUUCACAUGAUGUACAACUUGUUACACACCAUGCAUAAUUCUUUCGUUUGUC